CCCCAUUACGGACAGUCCUUAUAACCGGACAGCUCCAAUAACCGGACAAAUUUUGGGCACACAGGUUUUUCAUUCAUUUUUUCAUACAAAUAUCAUCCUAAUAAACGGACACUCUAAUAACCGGACGCGGACAAAGUAUUUCAAACCAUUUUCAUAAAAAAAUUUCUCAUAAACGGACAAAAUUCAAAAAUAUCACAAGCAAGCUUUGUUGUUCAUUAUAAAAAUGAAAUAGGUGAUUCCCCUUUUAACAUGUAUGCACACAUUCAAGCCCUGUGUUUUAAAUUAAGAGUAGUUUUCCAUUCAGUUUGUUAAGUCAGUUGUAUACGAAUGGUUGCGUUCAAAGUUCGUAAUAAUAUGGCGCCGAAAAAGAAGGUACUUUCUAUUAAAGAAAAAAUGGAAAUUAUUAAUGUAUUCGAAAAAGAUAAAUUAUCAGUACGUGGAAUUGCAAAAAGGUUCAAUAUUGGCAAAACACAAGCUGCUGAAAUCAAUAAAAAUAAAGAAAAAAUUCGUUCUAAAUGGGAGUCUGGAGUUAAUGUUCAUCAAAAGCGAAGCUUUCUUAAAGAAGGCGGCUCUGAAAUAGACAAGAUGUGUUUUAAUUGGUUCGCUAAGGCUAGAAGUCCAAACAUUCCGAUUUCUGGUCCCAUUUUGAAAGCAAAGGCAAUGGAAAUUGCAGGCAAACUGGGUGUACCUAAUUUUAAUGCUUCAGACGGAUGGUUAAACAAAUGGCGAAUAAGGAAUAAUGUUGCUUUCAAAUGCGUAUCUGGUGAAGCUGCAGAUGUAAACCAGGAUGGUGUCGAACAGUUUAGGACAAAACUGCCAUCUCUGUUGACCGGUUACAAGCCUCAAGACAUUUACAACGCAGACGAAAGUGGGCUUUUUUUUCGUGCCUUACCUGACAAAACCCUCGCUCUUAAAUCAGAAAAAUGCGUAGGCGGUACACUAUCAAAGGAAAAACUCACAAUUUUGUUCUGUGCUAACAUGGCUGGAGAAAAGGAGCUGCUUUUGGUUAUAGGUAAAGCAGCCCGUCCUCGAUCUUUUAAACAUGUUCCAAUCGCAAAACUGCCAGUGGAUUGGAAGUCUAAUAAAAAAGCAUGGAUGACUCGAGAAGUAAUGAGUGAAUGGCUGCAGCAGUUCAAUCGAAGAAUGAAAGCCCAGAAUCGAAAAAUUAUCUUGUUUUUAGAUAACGCGGCUUCUCACCCAAAGGAAUUAAACUUAACCAAUAUAAAAAUUAUUUUCUUGCCGCCAAAUACAACGGCAGUUAGCCAACCCCUUGAUCAAGGUAUAAUCCAAAAUUUUAAAACUUUGUAUAGAAGCUUAGUUUUAAAACACUUGCUAUCUAAAAUUGACAAUAUAAGUUCAGCCUCAGAGCUUUCAAAAUCGAUUAAUGUACUAGAAGCUGUGUAUUUCAUCAAAGCAUCUUGGGAUAAAGUGGAAGCCACAACCGUCCGAAAUUGCUUCCGUAAAGCAGGAUUUUUGGAAACUGAUGAGGAUCUUCCAGAUUUUGAUUCUGAAGAUGAUAUUCCACUGGCAAUCUAUACUAGGCUUCAGGAAGGACUAGACUUGGCAAAUGAUUUGGAAGGUUUUCUCCAAAUGGAUCAAAAUGUUUUCACUGAGGACAACAAUAUAGAAAUUCAAUUUGACCAACAAGAUGAUACUAUGGACAUAAGUGAUUCAGAAGAUGAAUUUUCAGAAGAAAUAUGUGAGCCUAUAACAUGAUAUGAUGAGGCUUUAAAACUUGUUGCGGGCUUGAAACAAUUUGCAAAAAAUGACUAUGUAGCUUUCCAGCACAUUAAAAAUAUCGAGAGUCACUUUGAGAAUGAGCAUUUUAAAUUAAAGCAAUCAAUGUUUAAGCAAUCAAGCAUUACCGAAUUUUUUCAAUCAAACUAGUAUUGAAAUGUGAAACUUGUACAAUGUACUUAAUCGAUAUAUGUACAUAUAUGUAUUUAUAUGUAAUACUAAAGUAUGCAAAUAUUGUUUACUUCCAAAAAUUUCUUAAAUAAACUAUGUACAAUACAAUUUAUAUGUGUGGUAUAUAUUUUGUGACUUCAUCCCUUAUAAGCGGACAUCUCCCAUAGCCGGACAAAAACACUGCGACGGUGAGUGUCCGGUUAUAAGGAAUUUCACUGUAU
This is a messenger RNA of Anastrepha ludens (Mexican fruit fly), 2129 nucleotides long. RefSeq names its product tigger transposable element-derived protein 6-like. Gene Ontology annotation, cellular component: nucleus. NCBI's taxonomy places the organism in Eukaryota, Metazoa, Arthropoda, Insecta, Diptera, Tephritidae. The coding region runs from base 328 to 1716 and encodes 462 amino acids. Gene Ontology annotation, molecular function: DNA binding. The transcript is spliced from 2 exons. The record is from RefSeq and is a predicted model, not a curated record.